AUGUCGGGCGGCGUUCGAAACCUCCGGGCCAUGUUCGAACAGAACAAGGAAAGCAGUCCGCCAGACAGAGGGCGUUCUCCCGGAGAGUCUACAGGGGUCGCUAGCAGCACGGGCACAUCUCCACGACCACUGUCGAAAGUUCGGACAAGCUUCGUGGCCGUCGAGAGGAACGGAGGCCAGCUGGGAUUGAAGAGGGAUACCAGUGGUGACACAAACAUACACAAGCGGAGAACAAGCUUCAGCGUGGACGAGGCAGACAAUCCACAGGCAGCGAUAGACCGGAAGCGGUCGACAGCGACCGAGAUGGAUGCUCGGAAUAGCAGCGAUCCUAUUAAAAAGACGGCACCGGAGAAGGCCACGGGAGAGCCGAAUACCAAGAUGACCAGCAGCAGCAAUCAAGCGCAGGACCCCGUAAAGACGGAAACUGUCAAGAUGGAAAAGAAGCCGGCAGCAUCUGCAACACCUAAUGGCCAUACAAACGGAAGCAAGCCGGCCACAAAGCCGGCAGAGAAGGUUUCGACGACCAAGGCAUCGUCCAAACCCCCUCCCAUUACCACAGCAAGCUCGACCACCGAAUCUAAAGCCUCUCCGAAGAAGGUGAAAGAUCCAGCUCCCAGAAUACCCAAAACUCCAACCAGCCCCUCUAAGAGUCGACCAAAAGAGCCACCUGCGAAGACUCUGGACCAGAAGCCAGAGAAGAAGGCAGAGAAGGAAACGAGUAGAGCACCCACAGCCCAAAGCCGUGCCCCAAGCCGUGCCACGAAGCCUGCAAGCAAGCCACCCACCACCGUAGCACAUGGCACUCCUGUAAAGACCAGAAUUCCGCCUUCGCCCCCCCAAUCCGGCUUCGUCAAGCCCAGACCCAAAUCCCCAACUCGGCCCAUCAAGCUCCCAGCAUCGUUGACCGCUCAUACCGCCUCGUCUGGCUCGAAGACUGCUGCAGCAGGCGGACCACCACCCACCAGGCAAUCGGUCAGCCGUGCAUCCGGGAAUAUACAAUCGACUCAUUCUCGACAAGCUCAUAGCGUAUCAAGUCGCGCCCCAAGUCGAGCAAGCACUACUACCUCCAAGGCGGCACUCACUCGGAAGCCUUCGACAGUGAAGAGUGGUAGCACCAGACCCUCCCUCGGCCCUCCACCAUCAAACCAAUCUCUGAAGAGACGAUCCUCACGGCAAAGUCUCCCCUCAAGUGCACCAGCAGACGAAGGAUUCCUUGCUCGGAUGAUGCGCCCGACUACGGCUUCGGCAUCGAAAACUGCCGAGAAGCCUGUCACUCCUCCGAAAACAUCACAAUCGGCAAAGCGGCCCGUGACGAGGGAUGGACCAAUGAAGCAAGCCUCGGCUCUUGGAAGCCCGGUGUCCCAGAAGAGCCGCCGGAAGGAAGUUUCUCCAACUCGACGAGCCAAGCCCGUGGUAAAGAGUCCCAUUAAGGCUAAGGAGCAGAAAUUGGGCUCGAAGGAGCCGGUUACGAUCAAUGUGGCAGAGAAGCCUUCAUCUCAAGGCAAGCCAGAAGAGAAGGUACUCCCGGUCGAAACUCCGGUCGUUCCGGCCCAGUCUCCAGUUGUUGAAGCUGCCAAGCCUGAGGUCGAGGAAUCCAAGCCAGUCGAAUCAGAGGGUUUACAGGUCGAAGAGGUCAUGCACGAGACUGCUGUCCCGGUUGCUGAAGACCCGGUUGCUGAAGACCCGGUUGCUGAGGACCCGGUUGCUGAGGACCCGGUCGCUGAGGACCCGGUUGCUGAAGACCCGGUUGCUGAGGAGAAAGCCGCUGUUGAAGAUACGCCCGCUCCAGCUCAAGAGAGCUCGGAACCUUCUGUCGGAAGGGAGAAAGCUACACCGACGACCGACGCACAAACCCCGCCUACCUCGGUGGUUGGGCAACCUGCAGCCUCGGCCACCUCAGAAGCAGGGCCCGGUACGGAAGAGGCGCCAUUGGUCGUGGAGCCCGCCUCCAUUCCAUCUCCAAAAGUCGUCGCCGAGCAGGAGAAGUCGGAAGAGGCUGGGCUCGAAUCUCCAUCGAAGUUUGAGACUCUCGGCUCCUCCCCGGAACCCAAGGCUCCAGAGAAGGUGGAGGAAAUGAAACCAUCGAAGGGUGAGGAUCCAGCGGAUAUUGCGGCGAGAAAGGAGGUAUCUAGGAUGAACGCCGAGUUCAUGAAGGCUGCUGGACUCCAGAAGUAA
Messenger RNA from Drepanopeziza brunnea f. sp. 'multigermtubi' MB_m1, 2175 nucleotides. RefSeq lists its product as uncharacterized. The record is from RefSeq and is a predicted model, not a curated record. Lineage: Eukaryota; Fungi; Ascomycota; Leotiomycetes; Helotiales; Drepanopezizaceae.